GACGGCAUGUACCGGGGUCUGCGCAAUCUGCCGCGCCAGCGCUUGUUUAUCAAGGUAGAACCCGGCCUUGAUGUUCCUCACGCCAUCAGAACAGCAUCACAGAAUCACAGAAUCACGAUCAUGACCGCCCCGAUGAGGAUAGGCCGCGAGGUGUCGCGAGUUGACGCCAACGAGAAGCACAACUCGGACGUGUACCCGGAGCUGAAAGAGUUGAUGAUGCGCAACCAGCGCUGGGCAAAGCACAUGAACGCGACGGACCCCUCGUUCUUUCCGCGACACUACCCGGGGCAGCGCCCCGAGGUAUUGUGGAUCGGAUGCUCGGACGCACGCGUCCCCGAAACCAUGAUUAUGGGAUCGCAGGCAGGUGACAUUUUCGUGCACCGUGGCAUCGCAAACCUCUACACGCCGAAUGAUGACAGCCUCAACGCCGUCCUCAUGAUCGCCCUCAUCAACUUCAAAGUCAAGCACAUCAUCGUGGCGGGCCACUCGAACUGCGUCGGCUGCCAGACCGCGCUUCGCGCCUCUGUUCUCCCACCCGUGCCCGAAACACAGGCGAUCCAGCGAUACCUCAAGCCGCUGACGGCGCUCGCGCGCCUGAUGGCGACCGAGGAGGGCCCGCCCUCGCUCGACCUGCUGGUGGAAGAGAAUGUCGCGCAGCAGGUCAAGAACCUGCUGGCGUCGCAGAUUGUACAGGACGACUGGAAGCGACGCGGCCAAUUUGGCGUCACUGUCCACGGGUGGGUGUACCAGCUUGAGAACGGGAUCGUCCGUGAUCUCGGCAUCAGCCAGGGCCCGCCGACAGCCAAGCCGGGGGGCCGGCGGAUGGGGGUGCGGUUCUUCUAACGGCGGCGACAGGUUGUGUUAGCAUAUAUACCAUGUACUAGUGUCAGAGGUCGAGAGGAGCGCGAGCAUG
Messenger RNA from Cutaneotrichosporon oleaginosum, 913 nucleotides. RefSeq lists its product as uncharacterized. Lineage: Eukaryota; Fungi; Basidiomycota; Tremellomycetes; Trichosporonales; Trichosporonaceae. Gene Ontology annotation, molecular function: carbonate dehydratase activity; zinc ion binding. The record is from RefSeq and is a predicted model, not a curated record. Gene Ontology annotation, biological process: cellular response to carbon dioxide; cellular response to oxidative stress.